Molecule: messenger RNA, 3145 nt
Organism: Lagenorhynchus albirostris (white-beaked dolphin)
Lineage: Eukaryota; Metazoa; Chordata; Mammalia; Artiodactyla; Delphinidae
Gene: SYNPO2L
Product: synaptopodin 2 like
Exons: 4
Coding region: 128-3064 (978 amino acids)
Biological process (GO): positive regulation of actin filament bundle assembly
Cellular component (GO): actin cytoskeleton; nucleus; Z disc
Molecular function (GO): actin binding
Source: RefSeq, a predicted model, not a curated record
GGUGUGGGGUGGAAGGCCUAGGGCAGCAGAAGCAGGACAGCCAGACAGGCCGGACGGGGUACCAGCACCUCGACUUCUCUCCCUGGGACACUGUCCAAACUCCGAAGGCCAUAGGCCAAGCUGAGAGAUGGGUGCUGAGGAGGAGGUGCUGGUCACACUGUCUGGGGGAGCCCCCUGGGGCUUCCGACUUCAGGGGGGGGCCGAGCAGAGGAAACCUUUACAGGUAUCCAAGAUCCGAAGACGGAGCCAGGCUGGCAGAGCAGGACUCCGGGAAAGGGAUCAGCUUUUGGCCGUCAAUGGGGUUUCCUGCACCAGCCUCUCUCAUGCCAGAGCCAUGAGCCUCAUCGAUGACUCAGGGAAUCAGCUUGUCCUCACCGUCAGGCGGGUAGAGGACGAGGGGCCUGUGCGAUCUCCAUCCCCUGGUGAGCUUCAGGCACUGUCACCCUUGUCUCUGCUGAGUCCUGAGCCCCCUGGUGCUCCAGUUCCCCAGCCUCUCCUGCCUGGGAGCCUCCUCUCUCCCCCUGACAGUGAGGCUUACUAUGGAGAGACAGACAGUGAUGCUGAUGGCCCAGCCACCCAGGAAAAGACCCGCCGACCCCGCCGCCGAGGCCCAACAAGGCCCACCCCUCCAGGAGCCCCACCUGACGAGGUCUACCUGUCUGACAGCCCCGCAGAGCCAGCACCUGGUGUCCUUGGCCCUCCCAGCCAGGAUGACAGCCGCGUGAGCUCCCCAUCUUGGGAGGACGGGACAACCCUUCAGCCACCCCCGGCUGAGGCCCUGCUGUUGCCCCAUGGCCCCCUCCGGCCUGGCCCUCAUCUCAUCCCUAUGGUGGGGCCUGUUCCCCACCCAGUGGCAGAAGAUCUGACUACCACCUAUACUCAGAAGGCCAAACAAGCCAAACUGCAAAGGGCAGAGAGCCUCCAAGAGAGAAGUGUGAAGGAGGCCAAGACCAAAUGCCGGACGAUUGCAUCCCUGCUAACCGCAGCCCCCAACCCCCACUCGAAGGGGGUAUUGAUGUUUAAGAAACGUCGGCAGAGAGCCAAGAAGUACACCCUAGUGAGCUUUGGGGCUGCCGCGGGAACAGGCGCUGGGGAGGAGGACGGCGUCCCUCCAACUAGUGAGUCUGAGCUGGACGAAGAGGCCUUCUCCGACGCCCGCAGCCUCACCAACCAGUCCGACUGGGACAGCCCCUACCUGGACAUGGAGCUGGCCAGGCCGAGCUCAGGCGCAGCAGAGGGCCAGGGCCCGGGGCUGGGAGGGCAGCUGAGUGAGGCCUCUGGGCGAGGGGCCCAACUCUUUGAACAGCAGCGCCAGCGCGCAGACUCCAGCACUCAGGAGCCGGCCGGGGAUGGUCCAGCCGCCACGCACAACGGGCAGGGCCUGCAGUCACCACCUCGGGCACAAAGCGCUCCGCCAGAGGCGGCUGUGCUCCCAUCCAGCCCUUCGCCGGCCCCUGCAGCCAGCCCCAGACCUUUCCUCCCUAGCAGUGGAGCCUCUACCCCAGCUCCAAGCAUCUUUAACCGGUCAGCCAGGCCGUUUACUCCGGGCUUACAAGGGCAGCGGCCAGGUACCACCUCGGUUAUUUUCCGGCCCCUGGCUCCCAAGAGGGCAAAUGAGAGCCUGGGAGGCCUCAGCGCCGUCCCACCGCCUUUCCUGUCCUCUCCGCAGGGGACCACUCCUCUGCCCAGCUUCUCGUCAGGGGUUCCCAGCCACGUGUCAACCCCUGGUUCCGCCCGCACCCCACGCUCCUCCGGCCCCGUGACAGCCACCAGCUCCCUAUACAUCCCAGCCCCCAAUCGUCCUGUUACGCCAGGCGGAGCCCCAGAGCCCCCCGCCCCCUCUAGCGGAGCUGCCAUGACCUCCACCGCUUCUAUCUUCCUAUCGGCGCCUCUGCGACCUGCUGCACGCCCAGAGGCCCCCGCCCCUGGCCCCGCAGCCCCUGAGCCCUCCAGCGCUCGGGAGAAGCGCAUCUCCGUGCCAGCUGCUCGCACCGGCAUCCUCCAGGAGGCCCGGCGUCGGGGGACCCGAAAGCAGAUGUUCCGGCCGGGAAAUGAGGAGACGAAGAACUCGCCCAACCCGGAGCUGCUAUCGUUGGUGCAGAACCUGGAUGAAAAACCCCGGGCUGGGGGUGCGGAAUCUUGUCCAGAGGAGGAUGCCCUGAGCCUCGGGGCUGAAGCCUGCAACUUCAUGCAGCCACCGGGGGGCAGGAGUUACAAGACUUUGCCUCACGUGACAGCUAAAACCCCGCCUCCAAUGGCUCCCAAGACCCCACCCCCUACGACUCCUAAGACUCCACCCCCAGUGGCUCCCAAGCCCCCUUCUCGAGGGUUCCUCGAUGGGUUAGUGAAUGGGGCGGCCCCUUCAGCUGGAAUCCCUGAACCACCAAGGCUUCAAGGCAGGGGUGGGGAGCUGUUUGCCAAGCGUCAGAGCCGAGCGGACAGGUAUGUGGUGGAAGCACCUGGUCCUGGCCUUGGCCCUCGGCCCAGAAGCCCUUCUCCUACCCCCUCCCUGCCCCCUUCCUGGAAAUAUUCACCCAAUAUCCGUGCCCCACCUCCAAUUGCUUACAACCCACUGCUCUCACCGUUUUUCCCCCAAGCUGCCCGAACUCUCCCUAGUAAGAUCCAAUCCCAAGGGCCUCGGGCAGCCCCCAAGCAGGGCAUUAAGGCUUUGGAUUUCAUGCGGCACCAGCCCUACCAACUUAAAAGUGCCAUGUUCUGUUUUGAUGAGGUUCCCCCGACUCCUGGACCCACCUCCUCAGUGCCUCCCAAAACUGCCCGAGUCCAGGAGAUCCGCCGAUUUUCGACUCCAGCGCCCCAGCCCACUGCAGAGCCCCUGGCACCCACUGUGCUUGCCCCCCGAGCAGCCACUACAUUGGAUGAGCCCAUCUGGAGGGCAGAGCUGGCCUCAGCCCCUGUCCUUAGCCCAGCCCCUCCUCCAGAGUCUCCCAGGGGUCUUGGGACCUCCCCCAGCUCCUGUGGCUUCCAGGUAGCCAGGCCCCGGUUCUCAGCUACUAGAACAGGAUUGCAGGCUCAUGUGUGGAGGCCUGGGGCGGGCCACCACUGAACAGGGCACAGCUCCCAGGACCAAGGGGAGGUGGAACAGCUAGUUCCUAAAGUUGCUUCUACCCAACCCGCCCGCCCCCGC